AUGCGUAGUACUGCAUCUGACCAGCAAUGGGCGUCCACGUUAUGCCAGAUGAGGGGCAUUAGCACCGAGGAAGACCUGCCUUCAUGCAACAGGGCGUUGCUGGCACUUACUCGAAACAGCCAGUGGAGCCUGGCGCAGCAGGCGUUUGUGACUGUCGCCUGCGGGUUGCAGCUAAAUGCCAUUUCUUACAGCAUUGCAAUGCAGGCCAGUGGAUAUCUCCUGCAUCGCUGGCCACAUGCGGUCAAUGUCUUCGACUCUCAGCAGUGGGCUGGAAUGGAAUGUAAUGUCAUUCAUGCUGGACUGCUAGCCUCAGCCAUGGGUUCGUCAUGGCAGAGGGUCUGGGUGCUGCUGUCCCUGCUACGGGUUCAGGCACUUCGCAUCAGCACCAUUCUUGCUGGCACUGCCUUGGCAUCACUCGCAUCCCAUGGGUCGUGGUGGCAGGCUUGCAGCUUUUUCCAAGGCUGUUCAAACCAAGAUCUCGAAGCCAACUUGAUCUUUGUGAACACGCUUAUUGGUGCCACCGGGACACACUGGCUUCGUGCUCUUGAAAUGCGUUCUCAUCUUACCCAGCAGAAGAGGAGUUUGGUCACGCACAGUGCUAGCAUUUCCUGUUGUGAUGCGGCCGGCAUGUGGGCGCAAGCGUGCCUACUGCUGGAAGAAGCAAGCCGGAGCCGCUGUUCUCUCGAUGUUGUUGUGAUGACAGCAUGGCAGCAGGCUGUCCAGCAGCUGUUGCGAUUGCAGGCAAGCAACGCCAUCCUCCAUCGUAUCCCCACGAGCACAGCCAUCAGUGCUUGCGAGAAGGCCGCUUGUUGGGUCGUCGCGCACUCGCUGCUUCAACGAUGUCGCUGCUCUACCAUGGAGUUUGACAUCGUCUUGUGCAGCUCAUGCAUCAGUGCAUGCGAAAAGGGCAAGCAAUGGCAAAGGGCGCUGUGGCUGCUGGAUGUUAUUCAAGACAUGUUGCUGGAAGCCAAUCCCAUUACUUUUGGGGCGGCCAUCAGUGCAUGCGAGGUUUGUGACCAGUGGCAGCGUUCUCUACACCUCCUCGAAGACAUGCAAGCUCGUUGCGUGCGUGCAAACGUCAUCACUUUCAAUGCAGUAGUCAAAUCGUGUGAACGAGCAAUGAAGUGGAACGAAGCUGUGCAGCUUCUCCGACUUGCACAAGGGGGAAUGUUGCAGCCGAACAUCAUAACGUACAAUGCAGCGCUGGCUGCAUGCAGUUGUGCCAGCAAGUGGGACCAAGUGCUCACGCUCUAUCUCGAGCUUUGCGCCAACGAGUUGAAUCCUGAUUCAGUGGCCUAUGCCGCCGUGAUCAGCGCCUUCGAAUUCAUGGACCUCCAGCAGGUCCCGCCGGUGUUAUCAAAGCUGGAUGCCCUCGGCGUACUGCGCAGCAGGUUGGCCACCAGACUAGACACCGCAGCUCUUGAAAAUUGA
This is a messenger RNA of Symbiodinium sp. CCMP2456, 1431 nucleotides long. The record is from the annotation of a GenBank genome assembly. Lineage: Eukaryota; Dinophyceae; Suessiales; Symbiodiniaceae.